AUGAGUACAGAUAUAAUUACAGCUGUCUUGAGCCGGCUCAAAGCACAACCUUCAACUGAUCAGUUACGCUCUGCACUCUUCCAGAUCGAUACAAUAAUCUCCAAGCAAGAAGGACGGGCAAAAGAUCUCAAUCAGCUUGCUAGUUCAAACAUAAUUUUAGAAUAUACUAUUCCAGAGACAUAUUUAUUACUUGAUGAUGGCGCAAAACAAAGUAUUUUUUCUAUUCUUUCGAACAGGAUUUGCUUAUACCAGUUAAUCGUCAAAAUAAGUGCUGAUCCGAAGAAUGAAGUUUACAUUAGAGUUCUAGUAGAACUUGUGUAUUCGAGACAAUUUGUUGAUAUUUUCUCAGAAAUAAAUAAUCAAUCAUUGCAAUCAUUUAGAGAAUUGGAAAAAUUGGUGACUUUCAAAAUUCCGGAGACUUUAAAUAAAUGUUAUCUGCAGCACAAGACAAAAGAACUGGAGACAAUCACAGCGAAAUAUUAUCACAUCAUAUUCUCCAGCGUAUUGAAGGAAGUUCAUGAUCACGAUGUGACGACUCUUUCUAGAUCUGCAAGAAUUUUGGAUUCGUUAUAUUUGGCAGACCCUAAACUAAUUAAUUUUUUUUUUCAUGAUAUAAAGAUUCAUCGCAUGCUUUGUGAUGUGUACAAUCAGAUUUCUACAGAUUGGCGAUUUGUCAAAGUGUUGAUUAGCUAUAUGGCCAAUCACCUUGAUGAUAGUGAUUUGUCUAUUAGGGCAUAUUACUUUAUUCUUGAUGAUCUCUCUUUUAACCAACGUUCGACUUUGUUAGAAUACGCCAGAUCUAUAGGUCAUUUGCCAUCAUCCAAGGUUAUUUUAGCCUUAUCAUUUAAAAACUCCGAAGCAUCGGAUAAUCAACGCACUUUUUACAAAUUUUUCCUCGAAUGCACGGUCCAGUUUGGAUCUAAGAGUUAUAUUGCGGAAACACCCACUGCAACUCAGCAAUUCUUUACCCGAUUCAUAAUUUGUUUGGCUCAUUAUUGUACAAGGGAGCAACUAAAUUCUUUAUCACGUGAUAGUUCUUUUAUUUGUGCUAUUUCAAAUAGGUUGGACUCUCCCCUAAACUUAACACGGGAGUUGGGAAUGUGUUUCGCAGAUUUUAUUUACGGCAGGAUAAAAAAGGAUGGGUCUGUUUUAUUUGAUAUAGUAGAUCUUCAGAUUCGAGAAAGAGCAAUUUUUAGUGCCUGUGAACCAAUAAAUAUUCAGACCAACGGACGCAUUCAUAAUUCCCACGAAGCAAUAAGUUAUCUUCAAAAUAGAAAAAUGACCACUGAUGGCGCGAUAUGCAAAAGAGUCAUCACGCUAAACCAUCCUGAAGGGAAAAGUUCGAAUAUUCGCUCGAAAGACAACAACAUUCAUAAGGAUAACACUGUUUCCAUACCCGUUUAUUUGAAAGAGCUUUCUUCUUACAUGAACGCGGAUCAACAAACUGAUAAGUUUGCAUAUGAAAAAAUGGAUGUUGCAUUUGCCAUUGCUCCCCAAAUGAUUAGAUCUAAGGCCAACACGCCAGAAUUACGAUUUUACAGUACAUCUAUACUACAAGAUGUUAUAUCAAUGUCUAAUUCCGCCGAUAAUGAUAAUUUUAAUACGUGGAAAUUGUCCACUAUGAUUGCCUUGAAUGUCGGUGACUUUGAUAACUGCUCCAAUGCCUCUGUUAAAGCUUUCUUGAAUGGUGAUAUUUCAAUGAGUUCGAGAUUGAUGAUUUUGACCUCUUUAAGUCUUAGUUGUAGGGAGCUGAGUGGCAAGUACAACGAUAAUUUUGUGGAGGGAAAGGAUGGAAUAGAAAAAUUUACUCCACAAAAAUUACCGGAAUCGCUUCACCAACAGUUUAUGCAGUAUGAAAGCUCUGACUCACCGUUUUUUGAAACACCAGAUAAACUCCUAGCUUUAAAUUCUGAUAUGAAAGCCUUGCGUGUUGAUGGUCAAGUAGUGAGAGUGUCUUCAACCCUCGAAAAAAAGUUAAGCAAAUCAGAAACCAAAAAUUGUGUCGCCGGCGAUAAGAAAAAUACAGUUUUCAUAAACAAAAAACUUCCCCAAUUAUUUUAUUCGUUGGCAGGGGUUUGGAAAGUUAUUGACGGUUUCACCGGGAGAGGUUUUAACCUUGGAACCUUCUCAGCAAUCCUAAAUUCCGAAUAUUUUCAUAACCUUCGCCUUAUAUAUGAGUGUGCAAUUCCUUCGAGCAUUGAAUUGCCGGGAAUGACGAAAGAUCUUCUCCUUUUAGUUUCCAAUGAGUUAAAACAAAUUGCUUUUAAUAAGAAGAUAAAUCAAAAUGAGUUGUUACAUUUAUUCGAUUGUGUUCAGGAGGUUCUUGAUAUUGAUAAUUCAGUUGUACCAUUAACUGGAUUGUUCAUGAACAUACUUUACGAUAUUUAUGGAACUUUGGGGCAACUAAUCGAAAAUGAUCUAGUCGUUGACGAACAGUGUCAAGGAAAAUGUGCGAACAUUAUCAAAAAGUUACGUAAUCUUAUAUUUUAA
Molecule: messenger RNA, 2490 nt
Organism: Brettanomyces bruxellensis
Lineage: Eukaryota; Fungi; Ascomycota; Pichiomycetes; Pichiales; Pichiaceae
Exons: 1
Coding region: 1-2490 (829 amino acids)
Biological process (GO): telomere maintenance via telomerase; protein stabilization
Cellular component (GO): cytosol
Molecular function (GO): Hsp90 protein binding; telomeric repeat DNA binding
Source: RefSeq, a predicted model, not a curated record